ACAAAAUUAAUCCAAAUAUCAACAUAAAUGGCCACUCCCAACACCCAUAUGCUACUGCUUUUCAUCUCUCACUUGUCUUCCCGCAAACGCCUGUCUUCUCUAUCCACACGGCUUCGCUUCUUCUGGAUAUGGCAGGGAAGCUAAUGCACGCUCUUCAAUAUGAUAAGUAUGGUGGAGGAGCCGAUGGUUUGAAGUUGCAGCAUGUUGAAGUUCCAGUCCCAACUCCACGGAAGGAUGAAAUUUUGCUGAAGUUAGAAGCACUAAGUAUAAAUCCAAUUGAUUGGAAAAUUCAAAAGGGUUUGUUGCGGCCUCUUUUGCCUCGUAAAUUCCCUCAUAUUCCAGCAACAGGUACUGAUGUGGCGGGAGAAGUUUUGGAGGUUGGACCUGGAGUAAAAAAUUUCAAAGUUGGUGAUAAAGUUGUGGCUAAGAUUAGCCAUUUUGUUGGAGGUGGACUAGCCGAGUUUGCAGUGGUUAAGGAGAACUUGACAGUUGCAAGGCCACCUGAAGUUUCAGCAGCAGAAGGGGCGUCCUUACCAGUUGCUGGGCUUACAGCCCAUCAGGCUCUCACUCAGCCUGCUGGGAUCAAGCUUGACGGCAGCGGCAAGCAGGCAAACAUUCUGAUAACUGCCGCCUCAGGUGGAGUGGGUCACAUUGCAGUUCAGCUAGCAAAGCUCGGAAACACACAUGUGACAGCCACUUGUGGAGCCCGUAACAUUGAGUUUGUAAAGAGUUUAGGGGCUGAUGAGGUUAUUGAUUACAGGACUCCUGAAGGGGCAGCUCUGAAGAGCCCAUCUGGACGGAAGUAUGAUGCAGUGAUCCAUUGCGCCACUGGGAUUCCUUGGAGUACUUUUGAGCCUAAUUUGAGUGAAAAGGGGAAGGUGAUAGACAUCACUCCUGGCCCUAGUACCUUGCUGACGUUUGCUCUGAAGAAAGUUACCUUUUCGAAGAAGCAGCUGAUACCGCUGCUUUUGUUUCCCAAGGUUGACAACCUGGAGUAUCUUGUUAAACUGGUGAAGGAAGGGAAGCUUAAGAUAGUUAUAGACUCGCAGCAUCCGUUGAGCAAGGCUGAAGAAGCUUGGGCUAGGAGUAUAAGCGGCCGUGCCACUGGGAAGAUCAUUGUGGAGCCUUAGAUAAAAGUAUUGUCCUGGAAUUGUUAAAAAUGUCACUACUAUACGUGUUGUGCAUCUGGGCCGUGCAGAUUCAAGGACAUGGAUCUGUGGCUUUUAUGUUUUUCUCUUCAUUUUGUGUGUGUGUGUGUGUAAAUGAUGGAUAAUGGUUGUAAUUUGUCUUCAGACUCUGCUUGUUUGUUUUCAUGGCUUUGGUUGUACUUCAAAGGACAUGGUAUUUGAUUGGAUGGAAUCAAGCAUGAUGGGAGAAAUUAGUUUUUUCA
Molecule: messenger RNA, 1390 nt
Organism: Manihot esculenta (cassava)
Lineage: Eukaryota; Viridiplantae; Streptophyta; Magnoliopsida; Malpighiales; Euphorbiaceae
Product: chloroplast envelope quinone oxidoreductase homolog
Exons: 4
Coding region: 129-1130 (333 amino acids)
Molecular function (GO): oxidoreductase activity
Source: RefSeq, a predicted model, not a curated record